CAGUUUGGAAGCGAAGUGAAUAGAGAGCGAGAGCCAGAGGCAUCUAUGGCCGGUGCGAGCGCCGAUUCUGCUGCCCCCAAGUCGGGCGACCUCCGCCGCCUGAAUGUCAACGUGGGCGUCCUGGGCCACAUCGACAGCGGCAAGACCGCCUUGGCCCGGGCUCUCAGUACCAUCGGCUCCACGGCCGCUUUCGACAGGGCGCCGCAGAGCCGAGCUCGGGGCAUCACCCUGGACCUGGGCUUUUCUUGCCUCUGCACCGAGCUGCCUCCGCACCUGGGGCCCGAGCCAGGGCUGCUCCAGUUGACCCUGGUGGACUGCCCGGGACACGCCUCCCUUAUCCGUACCAUUAUCGGAGGUGCUCAGAUUAUUGACUUGAUGAUGCUUGUGAUAGAUAUAACAAAAGGAAUGCAAACUCAGUCAGCAGAGUGCUUGGUGAUUGGACAGAUUGCAUGCCAAAAGAUGGUAGUAGUUUUGAACAAAAUUGACCUUCUUCCCGAGGGGAAGAGACAAGCUGCCAUUGACAAGAUGGUGAAGAAAAUGCAUAAGACCCUGGAAAACACUAAGUUCCAUGGAUGUCCUAUAGUUUCUGUUGCAGCAAAGCCUGGUGGUCCAGAAGCCCCAGAAACUCUAACUCCAAUAGGAGUUUCGGAAUUAAUUGAAGUCCUAAAGUCAGAGGCUUAUAUACCAACAAGAGAUCCUUCAGGAUCAUUCCUUAUGGCCAUUGACCACUGUUUUUCCAUCAAGGGCCAAGGCACUGUGAUGACAGGAACUAUUCUUUCAGGCUCAGUUAAUAUUGGGGACAAUGUGGAAAUUCCUGCCUUGAAGGUGACAAAGAAAGUAAAGUCGAUGCAGAUGUUUCAUACACCAGUAACUUAUGCCAUGCAAGGGGAUAGGGUUGGAAUUUGUGUAACCCAGUUUGAUCCAAAGCUGUUGGAACGAGGUCUCAUUUGUACACCUGAAUCUCUCCAGACGAUCCAUGCGGCCAUUAUCUCUUUAAAGAAAAUCCCAUAUUUUCGAGGGACUCUUCAAACCAAGGUGAAGUUUCAUAUUACAGUUGGCCAUGAGACUGUUAUGGGAAGAGUGAUGUUCUUUAGCCCAACUCCUGAUGACUUCGGUAAAGAGCCUCUGGAAAAUUAUUUUGAUUUUGAAAAGGAAUACCUUUAUCAGGAGGAAUAUCUUUCCAAUGAUUCAAAGUCCUCAGAAGAAAACAAGGCAAAUGGCCAAGUUGAAGAAAGACAGCUCCCAAAACAACAGUGGGCCUUACUUGAAUUUGAAAAACCAGUUACUUGUCCUAAAUUUUGUCUUGUAAUUGGCUCAAAAUUGGACACUGAUAUUCAUGCAAAUACUUGCAGAUUGGCAUUUCAUGGGAUACUUCUCCAUGGAAUGGAAGAGAAGAAUUAUACAGAGGAAUGUCUGCCAAAUCUCAAAGUUUACAAGAUGAAACAUAAGGAAGGACAAGUAGAACGGUUGAGUGAUGAUUAUAGCGUGAUUGGUCGUUCGUUAUUUAAAAAAGAAACAAACAUCCAAAUGUUUGUGGGGUUGAAGGUCAAGCUGUCUACAGGAGAAGAAGGUGUAAUAGAAGGCGGCUUUGGACAAAGUGGAAAAUUUAAAGUCCGUAUUUUGCAUGGGGUGAAGCCAGAAACAAAAGCACUUCUGACUGCCAUUUCUAAGAAGAAGACCAAGGCAGGGAAGGGAGAUUCAGCAAAAGAGGAUGAAAGUAAUAAGGUGGACUCUGCCCAUCCUAUUCAUAUCACUCUUCUUUUUAAAAGAUAUGUCUUUGAUUCACAGAAGAAAAUGAUUCAGUCUUGAGCCAUGCUUGAAGUCUUAAAGACUGAACACCAAAAUGACUUGAUGGCGGGUUCCAUACACUGUUCACAUUGGUCUUCUCUGGUUCUCUCCCUCUCCCACUUUCUCCUCCCCUCCUUGUCAUGCUUUCCAGUUCCAGCCUGCUGUGAUAUAGGUACAGAUACAUGAUACUUUUUUUGCAGAUAGUAGAAAUGUUUUCAUAUACAAUGUAAACUUUUUCGUAUUUUUGAUAAUCAGAUAUUAUUAUUGAUUAAAGGAAAACUUGAUGAAAAGUGAAAUGCAAAUAUAUCUGAAAUUAAAUUGUUUACAUUCUUAUAUGUUCAAGAAUACAAAUAGACUAGUUAUAGGGCAGGGAUUAUUUUGUGAGUAAGGUUUGUAUUUUGAGUAUUAAAACAUCUUCAGGGAUAUACGUAAUUUCAUGGCAUAUCAUUAAUUUUGCUGUUUCAUGGUUCAUAAUGGCUUUCAUAUAAAUUUUUGCUUGUACACCUAUCUAAAUGUGAAAUGAAUCUUUUUUUUUCCUCUGUCCCAUUUCAGAAAAAUUCAGAAAACAAUAAAAUCUGCCUGCUCAUUUCCCUGAAUAAAAUAAAUACUAUACAA
This is a messenger RNA of Pseudonaja textilis, 2403 nucleotides long. RefSeq names its product eukaryotic elongation factor, selenocysteine-tRNA specific (gene EEFSEC). Gene Ontology annotation, molecular function: translation elongation factor activity; GTPase activity; GTP binding. NCBI's taxonomy places the organism in Eukaryota, Metazoa, Chordata, Lepidosauria, Squamata, Elapidae. Gene Ontology annotation, biological process: selenocysteine incorporation. The record is from RefSeq and is a predicted model, not a curated record.